GUUUCAUAUCAGGUGAGCUCAUCUGACCCUUUCUGAUACAGAGAAUCAUGCACAUCACAGGAGCUGAAAGACUCAUCCUCAUUGGUGGUCUGCUGCAAGGUGUUCUGUGCCUAGACUUUGCAGCUCUGAUGCCUCAGAAUAUAAAAGCUCUGCAUGGAUCUUGUGUGGCCAUUCCCUGCUCAUUUACACUGCGAUCUGGAUUUGAGUCGUCCCUCACAACUUCAUGUAAAGGAAUAUGGAGGAAAGGAUGGACAGGAGUACACGUGUUUGAUUCUAGUCUCACGGGAACAGGCUUUAACACCAUUGAAGGGAAUCUAACUGGGAACUUGCAGCAGAAGGAAUGCACCACAAUCCUGAAUGACUUAUCUUCUUUCAAUGACUACUUUUCAUUCAGAAUUGAAUGUGACAAUGCUCUGAAAUAUAUUUUUCCAGAACGUGUCACAAUUAAUGUAAAAGAAAAUCCAUCCAAACCCACUCUAAGUCCAGAAACAGUAAAUGUGAUGGAGGGGACCACAGUGAAUUUGAUCUGCUCUGCUGCAGCCCCCUGUCCCUCACUCCCUCCAACUCUGACAUGGACCCCCACAUUGAGUGACAGUGUGGAGGAUUUGCAGGAGACUCCGAAUCGAGUCAUAACUUCUCUCCUGAACUUUACCGCUUCACAUGUCCACCAUGGAGAGAAGAUCACCUGCACUGCACUGUACAAACGACAAGCUGGCAAGAGUGAUAAAUCAUCCAAAACAUAUCUGACAGUCGCUGUUCUUUGUAAGUUGAUUCAUGCAUGCUCGCCCUCAGACUCUCCCAAGAACACCUCAGUGUCAGUCAGUCCCCCUGGUUCAGUGGCAGAGGGCAGCUCUGUGACUCUGACUUGCAGCAGCAAUGCCAACCCAGCAGUGAAGAACUACACCUGGUACAGAGUUGAGGGAAGUGAGAAGGACAUUGUCGGGUCUGAUAAGGACCUCAACAUCUUCAAUGUGACCAGGCUUUCAAAUGAACAGUACAACUGUAAGGCUCAGAAUGUCCAUGGACUGCAGACCUCUGAAGCCAUCAGUAUCAAUGUAACGUUUGCUUCAGAGAUCCAGAACACCUCUCACUGCAUCAGGAUUUCAGAUACAUCUCAGAUCAGAUGUUUCUGUGAUAGCUAUGGAAACCCUGCUCCCACACUGGUGUGGCAACUGGCUGGAGAGUCUGUCAAUCACUCCACAAACACCAUCAUCAGGGAGGAACCAAUAGGCCGAGCAGGCCUGAGGAGCUCCCUCACCAUCCACCAAUCACAGGAAGAGGAAAUACCGAGUCUGGUCUGCCUCAGCUCCAACUUUGAUGUUUUUGACAGCUUCUCAUUUGACUUAACAUCAAUGAAAACAUAUGAAGGUACAGGCUUCCAUCUUCUCUCUCUGUUGAUCGGGGCUGGUGUGGGGGCAGGAGUGAUGAUGCUCCUAUGCAUCCCAAUGCUUCUCAUCUGCAAGCAUAGGAGAGCCAGGCAGUCACCAAACAAAAGACAGGAGGACACAGCAGAGUUCAUAGUGACUGAUGAGACCCUCUUUCAGGAGGAGGACAAUGUCUAUGCCAAUAAAGCCAUGCUGGACGAGGCCCUCUGGCCCAACAGGACAGUGGACAGGGAAAUUGACGACACAGACCUCCUCCACUACGUCAACUUGAACUUCUCCAAACUCCAGGCCAAGGUGGCCGAGCGGGGGGAGGGGGAGGGGGAGAUCAGGGGAGUCGCCUCCAAAACCACAGAGUACGCAGUGAUCCGCCUGCACUCCACAGGUAGUAUCGAGGGAGGGGCUGGGAAGAAGGAGGCCAAUCCUGCUCUGGAGCAGGGGGAUCACGCUGAAGACCAUGGAGCUAAAGUCUUGGAAGAAUCCCAGGCAGGACACGAGAGUGGCGGGGAAGAAGAAGUUGCAAAGGAUUCUGCGCUGCCUGAGCUACAGGGCGUGACUAAUUCUGCCCUCAGUGUCCAGGAGUCUCCAGAGGCCCCACUGGGAGAAUCUGAGCAGCACAACACAGCAGAGACCGCUGUGGAUGAGGUGACACUGCUUUCUGAGCCAAAAGAUUCCUCUAAUUGUGAAGAGGAGGAAAUGUAUGGGAACAUAUGUCGUGGUCAGGUCAUAUCUGACGCAAAUUAUGGAUAACCUGAGUUAGAUAGGAGGAAGAGUAGGAGAGUGCACAGUAAGCUGCUGUAUAGAGGGAGGAAAGCUUAAAUCAAAAUAAAAUAAAAUAAAAUCAAAUUUUGUUUGUCACAUACACAUGGUUAGCAGAUGUUAAUGCGAGUGUAGCGAAAUGCUUGUGCUUCUAGUUCCGACAAUACAGUAAUAACCAACGAGUAAUCUAACCUAACAAUUCCACAACUACUACCUUAUACACACAAGUGUAAAGGGAUAAAGAAUAUGUACAUAAAGAUAUAUGAAUGAGUGAUGGUACAGAACGGCAUAGGCAAGAUGCAGUAGAUGGUAUAGAGUACAGUAUAUACAUAUGAGAUGAGUAAUGUAGGGUAUAUAAACAUGAAGUGGCAUAGUUUAAAGUGGCUAGUGAUACAUGUAUUACAUAAAGAUGGCAAGAUGCAGUAGAUGAUGUAGAGUACAGUAUAUACAUAUGAGAUGAGUAAUGUAGGGUAUGUAAACAUUAUAUUAAGUGGCAUUGUUUAAAGUGGCUAGUGAUAUAUUUUUACAUAAAUUUCCAUCAAUUCCCAUUAUUAAAGUGGCUGGAGUUGAGUCAGUAUGUUGGCAGCAGCCACUAAAUGUUAAUGGUGGCUGUUUAACAGUCUGAU
Salvelinus fontinalis (brook trout) is the source of this 2767-nucleotide messenger RNA. Its product is annotated as myelin-associated glycoprotein-like. Bases 48 to 2132 code for a protein of 694 amino acids. NCBI's taxonomy places the organism in Eukaryota, Metazoa, Chordata, Actinopteri, Salmoniformes, Salmonidae. The transcript has 8 exons. The record is from RefSeq and is a predicted model, not a curated record.